AUGCGCCUUAUCAAUUGCAGGAUGUACCGUGUCUCUGCAGGAAAAUAUACGUACCUCUUUGAAUUCCUCGAUCUUUUAAUUCAUUUUAUUUUAUUUAAAUCUCUCUCCCUCUCUCUCUCUCUCUCUCUCUCUCUCUCUCUCUCUCUCUCUCUCUCUCUCAAGUUUUCGUGCCAUUUUCUCUCUCUCUCUCUCUCUCUCUCUCUCUCUCUCAUAUACUCAGUAAUUUUUUUCUCUUUCUCUCAUAUACUCAGUAAUUUUCUCUCUCUCUCAUAUACUCACUACCUGUCUUUCUCUCUCGCCUCUCACCUACCUGUUUCUCUCUUUCUCUUCAGCUACCUGUAUCUCUCUCUCUCGCCUCUCAUAUGCCUGUCUCUUUCUAUCACUUUCACUCCUCACAUGCAUGUCUCUCUUUUCACCCCUCACCUGCUUGUCUCUCUCUCUUUCACCCCUCACCUGCUUGUCUCUCUCUCUUUCACCCCUCACCUGCUUGUCUCUCUCUCUUUCACCCCUCACCUGCUUGUCUCUCUCUCUCUCGCCUGUCAUCUGUUUGUCAUUCUCUCUCGCUCGCCUCUCACCUGCUUGUCUCUUUCUCUCGCCUCUCACCUGCCUGUCUCUUUCUCUCGCCUCUUACCUGCCUCUCUCUCUCUCUCUCUCUCGCCCUCUUACCUGCCUCUCUCUCACCCUCUCCUGUCUCUCUCUCUCUCACCUCUAUCUCUCUCUCCUCUCCUGCUCUCUCUCUCUCUCGCCUCUCACCUGUUGUCUCUCUAUCUCUGCCUGUCUCCCUCUCUUUCUCGCCUCUCACCUGCUUGUCUCUCUCUCUCUCUCUCGCCUCUCACCUGCUUGUCUCUCUCUCUCUCACGCUUGUCUCUCUCUCUCCCCCUCCUCACCUGCCUGUCUCUUUCUCUCGACUUUCACCUGCCUGUCUCUCUUUCGUCUCUCAUCUGCUUGUCUCUCUCUCUCUCUCUCGCCCCUCACCUGCCUGUCUCUCUCUCUUUCACCCCUCACCUGCCUGUGUCUUUCUCUUGCCUCUCACCUGCCUGUCUCACCCUCUCUCUCUUCUUACCUUUUUUUUUUUAUGUUCCUAAUGCUUUCCUUUAUUUAUUUUUUUUUUGUGCUUCUUGUCGAUUUCUCUUUCGUUUACACUUCCGAUGUUUUAUCUUUCCAUUCAUUCUCUUCUUCCCCCCCCUCUCUCUCUCUACUCUAUCUUCUCCCCGCUCUCCCGUAAUUGUUUUAUUUACUUUCCUACAUCUUCCUGUUGCUGUUCUUUUUCUUCUCGUCUCUAUCUCCGUGCCGACUUUGUCUUCUAUUCUGUGUCGACCUGGCAGUCGGAUCAGGUGGUAUGAUGAAACCUGUGACGUCACUGCCGCCUGCCGGUGA
This is a messenger RNA of Acanthosepion pharaonis, 1377 nucleotides long. NCBI's taxonomy places the organism in Eukaryota, Metazoa, Mollusca, Cephalopoda, Sepiida, Sepiidae. The record is from the annotation of a GenBank genome assembly.